Emys orbicularis (European pond turtle) is the source of this 927-nucleotide messenger RNA. RefSeq names its product olfactory receptor 6F1-like. The record is from RefSeq and is a predicted model, not a curated record. Gene Ontology annotation, biological process: G protein-coupled receptor signaling pathway. NCBI's taxonomy places the organism in Eukaryota, Metazoa, Chordata, Testudines, Emydidae. Bases 1 to 927 code for a protein of 308 amino acids. Gene Ontology annotation, molecular function: G protein-coupled receptor activity; olfactory receptor activity. The transcript has a single exon. Gene Ontology annotation, cellular component: membrane.
AUGGACUACGUGCCUGGAACAUUUAUGGCAAACCAAACCAGAGUGCAUGAGUUUAUCCUCUUGGGCUUCCCUGGUAGUCAGUAUUUGCAGACCUUCCUCUUUGUGAUGUUUUCCAUGAUGGGAAACAUGGCCAUCAUAAUCCUAGUGAGAACAUGCUGCCACCUGCAAACUCCCAUGAAUUUCUUCCUCUGCAACCUCUCCUUCCUGGAGAUAUGGUACACCACAGCCUGUGUUCCCAAGACACUUGCAAUCUUCCUGGGGACAAGCAGAAUCAUCUCCUUUACUGGCUGCAUCACACAGAUGUACUUCAUUCUAUCCUUUGGCUGCACAGAAUGUUUCCUCUUAUCUGUCAUGGCCUAUGACCGCUAUCUGGCCAUUUGCUACCCAUUGCGCUAUAGCUUCAUCAUGAACAGCACCUUGUCUGCUUGGAUGGCCCUCUGCUGUUGGGUGUCUGGUUUCCUAGCUAUUUGUGUGCCGGCAUAUCUCAUAACCAGAUUGUCCUUCUGCAGCCCCAAUGUGAUCAAUCAUUUCUAUUGUGACCUAGAUUCUUGGAUAGUUCUCUCCUGCACAGACAAACACCUCCUUCAACUGGUGGCUUUCAUCACCUCCUUCAUUGUCCUCCUGGGCACCUGUAUCAUAACCCUGAUCUCCUACAUUUAUAUCAUCUCCACAAUACUGAGAAUACCAUCAGCACAAGGACGGCAAAAGGCCUUUUCGACUUGCUCUGCUCAUCUCACUCUUGUGAUUAUCUGGUACGGCUCCACCAUUUUCCUGUAUGUCAAGCCUUCUGUACAGAACACCCUGGAUCAAAACAAAAUAGUCAACACCUUAAACACAAUUGUAAUUCUGUUGUUAAACUCUUUCAUUUACACUCUACGAAACAAAGAGGUGAAGAAAGCCUUGGAAAAGGCACUCACUGGGAUGUAA